AUGUUUCUCAACGUUUUAAAAUCAACAAGAACACAAAUUGUGUUAGUUCGUAGCACAAUUCCAUUUAUUCAAACAAGAACAUUUCGAUACAAAGCACGUAUGCAACAAUUUUAUAAUGAUGGAAUAGAUCUAAAUCAACAAUCUGUUGAAAUAAACUCCACUGAACGUAUACGUCGAUGUUCAUUUUAUAAAGAUGUUGAUCUUUAUUCAUUUUAUAAAACAACUUGUCCUGAUGUACGAACACUUGGUGAUGCAUUACGCGAAGGUUAUAUUAUUUCAAAAGAUGGACCCUGUGUUGGCACUUUUGAAACAUCAGGUAGUACAAAUUUUAUAAAAUGGUUACCUUAUUCAAAAGUUAUGGAACAAAGUCAAUAUAUUGGUUCAUAUUUAUUAUCAAAAUUAAAACUUAUUCCAAUGAAAUCUAAAGUAGCAAUUCUUUCAGCGAAUUCUCCGGAAUAUUUAUUUGUUGAACAAGGUUGUUAUAAAUAUGGAUUUAUUGUUAUUAGUCUUUAUAGUACGUAUGAUGCAAAGACUAUUUUAAGUGUUCUUCAAAGAACACAACCUGAAAUACUUGUUGUUGAUAAUUUUGAACGUAUUCAAACAUUUCAAAAUGAGUUAUUAAAUAAUGAUUCUAUUAAAGAGAUAAUAGUUUUAAAUGAUGGAAGUUAUAAUCAAAAUAGCAAAAUUCGAUCUUUAUCAUCGAUUUUUAAAUCAAUGAAAAAGACUGAUAUAUGUCAACGACCAAUAGUUUGUCCAGAUAGUAUUGCAACAUAUAUAUUAACAAGUGGAACAACAGGAGAACCAAAAAUUGCAAUGCUUUCACAUGAAAAUCUAUUAGCAACAGCUAAAGGUCAUCUUAUUCGUUUAGAACAAGCAAACAUAAAACAACCUGAACUUGAACGACAUUGUUCAUUUUUACCCAUGGCACAUGUCUAUGAACGAUUCAUGCUUUUACAAGGUUUACUUCGUGGUACACAACUUGUCUUUUGUCCAGCACCUGAAAAACUACAAAAUUAUUUAUCUCUGGUAAAACCAACUCAAGCAUCUGUUGUACCACGUGUUUUAAAUAAAGUUUAUGAUGGAGUAAUGACUGAAGUUAACAAGAGUACUAUAAAACGAUUUCUUGUUCAACAAGCAUUACGUGAACAACCAUCAUUUCUAUCACGUAUUGCAUUUCGAAAAAUUAAACAUUUAUUUGGCAAUGAAAUUAAAGCAAUGAUAACAGGAUCAGCACCUAUAACACCUGAUGUAAUGCAUUUUUUUCGUAUUGCACUUGAUAUACCAAUUAUGGAAGGUUACGGACAAACAGAAUCAGCCGGUGCUGGUACAAGUACUCAUCCGAUUGAUAUGACAUAUGGAACAAUUGGUUCACCUGUACCAACAGUUGAAAUAAAACUUGUUGAUGUUCCUGGUACUGAUUAUCGAUGUGAAUAUAAUCGAGGUGAAGUUUGUAUCCGUGGACCGACUAUUUUUAAGGGAUAUUAUGGUGAUGAAGAAAAGACUCGAGAAGCUAUUGAUCAAGAUGGAUGGUUACAUACGGGCGAUGUUGGAGAAUGGACAAGCACUGGUGCAUUGAAAAUUAUUGAUCGUACAAAACAUAUAUUUAAAUUAAGUCAAGGAAAAUAUAUUGCACCUGAACGUCUUGAAGAUGUAUAUGUACGUUCAAGAUGGGUUUCACAAAUAUUUGUUGAUGGUAUUUCAACUGAACAAUCUGUUGUAGCAGUUGUUAUACCUGAUGAAGACUAUGUGAGAAAACAUUUCAAAUCAACAUCGAAGAAUGUUACAUCAUUUGCUGAUUUAUGCAAAGAUGCUAAACUAAACGAAAUCAUCUUCAAUGAUUUAUAUAAACUAGCUGAAAAAUAUAAAUUGAAAUCAUAUGAAACAUUAAGCAAUAUUUAUAUUUAUCCUGAAUUAUUUUCACAAAAUAAUGGUCUUCUUACAGUUACACUUAAAACACGACGAACAAAUGCUCGACAACAUUUCGAACCAAUUAUUAAAUCAUUAUAUGAUGUGGAUCGAAGAAAAGUAAAUAAUAUUGAAUAG
Adineta steineri is the source of this 2043-nucleotide messenger RNA. The record is from the annotation of a GenBank genome assembly. Lineage: Eukaryota; Metazoa; Rotifera; Eurotatoria; Adinetida; Adinetidae.